AGAGUGUCAUCUCUCCUCUACAGGAUCUCUGGAGUAACCGCUGCCACAUCACAACAAUCAAAACACGGAUCAAACUUCAAACUUCUGCAAUCUGACGUCUUUUUCCUCAGCCGCGGGCGAUGGCGAAGGACCCUCUGGCCGACGCCAAUUUGUACUUUGAUGAACUGGGCAAACUGCGAGUCCUGGAGCCGGAGGUGAGCCACAGCACCACCGAACUCAAAGAAGAAUGCAAGGACUUUGUGGACAAAAUCGCUCAGUUCCAGAAGAUGGUGGGCGGUCUGAUUGAUCUGGUGGGAGAACUCGCCAAAGAGACGGAGACGGAAAAGUUGAAGGCCAUAGGAGCUCGCAACCUCCUAAAGUCUGUGGCCAAACAGCGCGAGGCUCAGCAGCAGCAGCUCCAGGCACUCAUCACAGAAAAGAAGAUGCAACUUGAGAGGUCAAGGGUCGAGUACGAGGCCUUGUCCAAAGUGGAGUCCGAGCAGAAUGAGUUCAUCGAUCAGUUUAUUUUACAGAAAUAACCAAAACUUUACCAAACGUCACCGGACAGUGCCUCCAGUGACCUCUGCUAAGUUCUACGUGACAUCACACAGGACUGUCCAGAUUACAGACAGAACACCAAACACCUGGGGGCGGAGUUUUAAGUGUGGAUACCUGUUUCGACCAAUCACACUGUUCCUUAUACCUCCAGACGCCGCUCCUCCUCCCCCCUCACUCUCCCCUUUGAGUUUUCCCGAAAUGUCUUACUUUUAAAAUUACAAUGAGUGUAUUAUUUAUUUAUUUUAUCACAAAAUUUUUGAAUAGUUUUUUGUGUCAUUGCAGUACGUUUUAUGUAUUUUUAUGAAUUUUUGGAAACUUAAAUAUAAAUAAAAAUAAUGCUGUUUUAUUGUU
Periophthalmus magnuspinnatus is the source of this 888-nucleotide messenger RNA. It is a transcript of the gene ift20, whose product is annotated as intraflagellar transport 20 homolog (Chlamydomonas). Gene Ontology annotation, biological process: intraciliary transport; centrosome localization; protein localization to cilium. The record is from RefSeq and is a predicted model, not a curated record. The transcript has 5 exons. The coding region runs from base 120 to 518 and encodes 132 amino acids. Lineage: Eukaryota; Metazoa; Chordata; Actinopteri; Gobiiformes; Gobiidae. Gene Ontology annotation, cellular component: Golgi apparatus; centrosome; cilium.